Messenger RNA from Lasiodiplodia theobromae, 1197 nucleotides. RefSeq names its product Nucleoside. The record is from RefSeq and is a predicted model, not a curated record. Gene Ontology annotation, biological process: ribosome disassembly; nuclear-transcribed mRNA catabolic process, non-stop decay; nuclear-transcribed mRNA catabolic process, no-go decay. The coding region runs from base 1 to 1197 and encodes 398 amino acids. The transcript is spliced from 2 exons. NCBI's taxonomy places the organism in Eukaryota, Fungi, Ascomycota, Dothideomycetes, Botryosphaeriales, Botryosphaeriaceae. Gene Ontology annotation, cellular component: cytoplasm.
AUGCGCCUCAUCAAACAAAGCAUCGACCGCCGGACAGGAGCGGGCACGGCGACGCUACUACCCGAAGAGCCGGAAGACAUGUGGCACGCGUACAACCUGAUCCGGCCGCUGGACACGCUGCGCGCGGCCGCGGUGCGCAAGGUGACGACGGCGUCGGCGACGGGCGCGACGUCGUCGAAGCGCGUGCACACGACGCUGACGAUCCGGGUGACGCGCACCGACUUCGACGCGGGCAGCAGCCAGCUGCACGUCGCCGGCCAGGUCGCCGAGGAGAACGAGUUUGUCGGCCUGAACCAGAGCCACACGCUGGACCUGGAGCUGCAGCGCCAGUUCGUGCUCGAGAAGAAUGACGGCUGGGACAGCGUCGCGCUCGAGGCGCUCAAGGAGGCCACCGAUCCCACCAAGCGCGCCGAGGUCUGGGCCGUCGUGAUGCAGGAGGGCAUGGCGAACAUCUGCCUGAUUACCGAGCAUCAGACCAUCCUGCGCCAGCGCGUGGAGACGCCUAUACCGAGGAAGAGAAGGGGCGGGACUGGCGAUCAUGACAAAGGCAUGGACAAGUUCUUCUCGACAGUCCUCAGCACGCUCCUCCGCCAAAUCGACCUCUCGAACCCACGCCCGCUCCUCCUCGCCUCGCCCGGCUUCGUCGCAGCCUCGUUCCAGGCCUAUAUCAAGCAGCAGGCCCUGUCGACGGGCAACAAGCCGCUGCAAGCGCAAGUGCAGUCGAUCCUGGUCGCGCACUCGUCGUCGGGCCACGUGCACGCGCUGAACGAGGUGCUCAAGUCGCCGACGGUGCUGGCCAAGCUCAGCGACACCAAGUACGCGCGCGAGACGGCGCUGAUGGACCGCUUCCUCGAGCUGCUGCGCAUGGACGACGGCCGCGCGUGGUACGGCCCGCGCGAGGUCGAAAAGGCCGUCGAUAAGGGCGCCGUCGGCCGCGGCGGCGGCGUCCUGCUCAUCUCAAACGCCCUCUUCCGCAGCCAGGACAUCGCCACCCGCCGCCGCUGGGUGCGCCUGGUCGAUCGCGUCAGGGAGCAGGAGGGCGGCGAGGUGCGCGUGCUGAGCUCGGCGCACGAGAGCGGGAAGAGGCUGGAGGGCUUGGGCAACAUUGCUGCUAUCUUGACUUUCCCCAUUGAGGACCUGGACGAAGAGGUUGAGGCAGAAGAGGCUGCUACCGCGGAGGAUGGAGAGCAAAUAUGA